AUGACAUCCACCAUCGCGAAUAAGGCCAAGGUUAUACCACGUGGGAUUUACGUUCCAGUGGUCUCACUAUACAAGCCCACCAAACGACAGGAAGUCGACUACGAUGCAUCCUACAAGUUAUUUUGCCAUCUAAUCCGUGGGGGGCUUGAAUGGGCUGGAACCAAUGCGGAAGCCGUUUUGCUGUCUGCCGAAGAGCGCAAGGAAUUGGUUAAAAUUGCGCGCAAAGCUGCAGUGGAUCUUGGACGUCCAAAUUUCCCCAUCGUCGCUGGGAUCAGUGGACAGUCAACGAAUGAAUCAAUUCGCCUUGCUGAGGACGCGUUGAGUGCAGGCGCUGAUUUUGGCUUAUUAUUACCACCGAAUUAUUGGGCAAAGGCCGUGACUAAAGAUGCUUUGCUCGGAUUCUACCGCGAUGUUGCGGAUGAGACUACUCUCCCGAUCGUUAUUUACAGCUUCCCAGCUAUGUGCAAUGGCGUCGACAUGAACUCCGAUACUCUCUCCGAGCUUGCACAACAUCCGAAUAUUGUUGGCGUCAAGUUGACAUGUGGUAAUGCCGGGAAGGUGACAAGACUCACUCAGGAAUAUAAGCACGAGCAAUUCGCGGUAUAUGCUGGUUCUUCCGAUUGGUUACUGCCUUGCUUGAUAGGAAGCGGUAGUGGAUGCGUGACUGGAAUUGCCAACGUGUUUCCGAAAUCCGUUUCCAGACUCUAUGCUUUGUGGAAUGAUGGCAAGAUCAAAGAAGCCCAAGAGCUUCAGGGCUUGGUGGCACAGGCUGAAAAAGCCUGUAAAGAAGGGAUUGCACCCACAAAGUAUGCUGUUGGACACUUCGCUGGUUCGGCUGCUGGCAUUGCCGAUCCAAAGACAUUUUGGCCGCGUAAGCCCUAUCUUCCUGUAGAUGGAGUGAAGGCAGCCUGGGUGGAAAAGGUCAUGCAACACUUGGUUCAAAUUGAGCAGAGCUUACCCGAUGCUGUAUAA
Penicillium cosmopolitanum is the source of this 972-nucleotide messenger RNA. RefSeq names its product dihydrodipicolinate synthase family protein. Gene Ontology annotation, molecular function: 4-hydroxy-tetrahydrodipicolinate synthase activity. The record is from RefSeq and is a predicted model, not a curated record. The coding region runs from base 1 to 972 and encodes 323 amino acids. The transcript has 3 exons. NCBI's taxonomy places the organism in Eukaryota, Fungi, Ascomycota, Eurotiomycetes, Eurotiales, Aspergillaceae.